CACACUUUCACUUUGCGCUCGCUGUCCAACGACUCUCCUUCCCAUCACUACCACUUACCACUUCUUUGCAGUCUCUGUCUGCGCCCGUGUAUUAACAUAACCUACCUUUGCGUCACUCCCCUCUUGGCCAGAAUCUGACCAGCCGCCGCUCCUUAGUUCUUUCCUGUUCCGGCGCAAUGUACGUCAGUCGAACUGCCUCUCGGGCUGCGCCUGCUCUGCUCAGAGGAGGCAUCAGGACCGCCGGCCGGCCCCAUCGCCCCCUACCUCGAAAUAUGCCCGCCAUUGCCAUUUUGCUUCCCCGCCGGGCACUGUCUACAGAAACUUCAACCGCUGGUCCCGGCGGGAGUUAUCCCCCCCCCGGUUUCAACGCAGAGAAGGCAAAGAAGCCUCUUCCUAAGGAGGGCCAGCACAAGCCCAAGGAGAAGUCAGCAGCCCCAGAAAUACCCGACGUCGCAAUCCCCAAGGGCGUCCCAACCACCCACCCCAACACCAAGCCCCAGGAGCCGCAAACUCUAAAAGAGUUGGCCGCGGAGAAGGCUGCUGCGGAGAACCUGGAUGAGAAGAAGCUGGUCGCGAAGGAGGAAGUGGAGAAGAAACUCACAAUUUGGCAGAAGGUGAAGAGGGAGGCAAAUCAUUACUGGGACGGCACAAAGCUGCUUGUUGUCGAGGUUAGGAUCAGUUCGAAGCUGGCCCUGAAGAUGGCAGCAGGUUACGAGCUCACGCGAAGAGAGCAUCGACAGUUGACCCGAACAGUGCAAGAUCUCGGCCGCCUAAUUCCAUUCUCGGUCUUUGUUCUCGUCCCCUUCGCUGAGUUGCUCCUUCCAAUCGCUCUCAAGCUCUUCCCGAACCUUCUUCCCAGCACCUAUGAGGGGCAGACAGCCAAGGACUCCAAGGCCAAGAGCCUUCGUUCAACUCGGAAAGAAGUCAGCAACUUCCUUCGGCAGACCCUGAAAGAGACUGGAUUGCCAGUUUCUGUAGAGAGCGCGCAAAGGGAGGAAUUUGCAGAAUUCUUCCGCAAGGUCCGAACCACCGGAGAGUCUCCCUCCCAGGAGGAUGUCAUCAGGGUCUGCAAGAUCUUCAAGGAUGAUUUGACUCUCGACAACCUCUCGCGACCACAGCUUGUUGCCAUUUGCCGAUACAUGAACAUGACCUCUUUCGGCACAGACAAUUUCUUCCGGUACCAGAUUCGCCACCGUAUGCGACAGAUCAAGCGUGACGACCGUGCCAUAUCUUUCGAAGGCGUCGACUCUUUGUCUGUUCCGGAACUCCAGACUGCAUGCGCGAGCCGAGGCCUAAGGACCCACGGUGUGUCUCCUGCCCGAUUACGUGAAGAUCUCCAGAUGUGGCUAGAUCUCCGACUCAAGCAUGGCAUUCCGUCUACCCUCCUAGUGCUGUCUAAUGCCUUUGUGUAUGCCCAAGGCAAGGAGUCAGAGAUGACCUCCCAGAUUGAUGCUCUGCAAGCUGUCCUAUCUAGCAUCCCCGAGGAGCUCUACCAUGAGAUGGAGCUCGAAGUCCACACUCUCGAGGGUGCAGCAACCAACAAGCAGCGUCUCGAGGUCCUCAAGGAACAACAGGAACUAAUCGAGGAAGAAAAUGAGCAGAGCCAAAGCCACGAGAACAAAGCCACAGCCUCACCUAAAGACAUAGAAAACAUCGACGAAGAGGAUAAGCCGAAGCGGAAACAAGGAGAUGGGGACAAAGAAGCCAGUUCCGCUGAUAACAGUUCUGGCCCAGGCAGUGCAGAAAUGGCAGAGCAGGAUAGACGGGCGGCUGUUGACGCAGGGACAGCGACAGAGACUGCUUCACCGAAAGAGGAGAAAGCCACAGACCCCAAAAAGGAUUAGGCUUGCUUGACAGGACUUUUUUUUCUUUUGUUUCUCCACUUUGUGUAAUUAGAUAGAUGGACGAAUGCCUCCGGUCAGUAGGAGUUGGGUUCUGGAAACCGCCGGCCGUUACUGCUGUAAGGCGGACGGGGGUUAUUAAAACGAUAUAGAAAAUACCCAGAUUUCUCGAGGUAUGAGAAUAGACAUGUUACAGUAGCACAUCAAAAUAU
Molecule: messenger RNA, 2053 nt
Organism: Lindgomyces ingoldianus
Lineage: Eukaryota; Fungi; Ascomycota; Dothideomycetes; Pleosporales; Lindgomycetaceae
Product: LETM1-domain-containing protein
Exons: 3
Coding region: 177-1844 (555 amino acids)
Biological process (GO): intracellular monoatomic cation homeostasis
Cellular component (GO): mitochondrial inner membrane
Molecular function (GO): ribosome binding
Source: RefSeq, a predicted model, not a curated record